Spirometra erinaceieuropaei is the source of this 2712-nucleotide messenger RNA. The record is from the annotation of a GenBank genome assembly. NCBI's taxonomy places the organism in Eukaryota, Metazoa, Platyhelminthes, Cestoda, Diphyllobothriidea, Diphyllobothriidae.
AUGGGCGUGCCAGAGCAAGUAUUUUGUGCCCUGCUGGGCAUACUAACCUCUGUUUCUGGCCAGUCAAAUGAGUGCAACUCCGUUCCAGUACUAUCACGCAUGGAUUGCUUCCCACAACCGGCACCGACCGAGGAAGCCUGCCUAUCACGCGGUUGUUGUUGGGAGGUAUCCGACGAUCCAGACAUUGGUUCUUGCUAUUUUCCGGUCGAGUACCCUGCCUACUCUGUCGUGAACACUUCCUCGGCAGCUGGACACUACACAUUCCAUCUACAGAAGCAGCCCACAAACUUCCACUUCGACAGUGAGCUGACCGAGAUGAGAGUGGAUUUCAUUUACGAGACGGCCAGACGUCUGCGUCUACGCAUCACCGAUCCACAAGUCGCUAGGUGGGAGCCGCCCGUUGAUAUUAAUCCGCCAACAGCCUUUCCUUCGCAGGAUGCCGUCAACUACCGGGUGAGCUACGACGCCGAGCCUUUUGGCUUCAAAAUUUAUAGAAAAAUGGGGGUGAGGGGGGAAGACAAGCUGCUCAUCGACUCCACGGGUCUCCUGGCUAGUAGUCUGAUAGCAAGCAAUCAGUUUUGGCAGAUCGCCUUUAAGAUCGAUGCCCAACGCGGUUUCGGGCCGGGUGAACGGAGAACCGAAUUUCCGCUUCACCUUGACAGAUGGGAGAGGACGGCUAUGUGGGUUCGAGAUCAGCCGCCCGUGGAGAACGCUAAUCUCUACGGUGUGCACAACUUCUUCCUCGGUUUGGCAGUCGAUGGAACUGCAUUCGGCAUCUUCUUGCUCAAUUCAAAUGCCCAAGAGGUCGCAAUCCAACCCCUGCCAUCACUCACUUACCGCACGAUUGGCGGUAUCCUCGACUUCUUCAUUUUUGUCGGCCCAAAACCGCAGGACGUCAUUGCGCAGUACCUAGACCUCGUCGGACGCCCUCCCUUGCCACCCUACUGGGCCCUCGGAUUCCAUCUCUGCCGUUAUGCCUUCCGUGACUUGGCAGAAGUGGAGGCGACAGUGUCCAGGAACAGAGACGCCGGUGUGCCCCUGGAGGUCCUCUGGGUCGACAUAGAUUUCAUGGACGGUAACAAGGACUGGACCGUAGAUCCUGUGCGGUUUGCAGACUUUGGCAAGUUUGUAAAAGAGACGAUUCAUGCGCAGAACGAUAUGCGUACUGUGCUCAUGUUCGAUGCAGCUAUUGAAGCCAGUCCGGACUCUGAUUACGAGGUCUACUUGGAUGGCCUACAUAGAGGAGUGUACAUUAAUGACAGCCGAACCGGCGCUCCAAUUCAGGGAAGUUUGUGGCCCGGCACCGUAGUUUUUCCAGACUACGCUAAGCAGGAAACAGUCGAAUGGGUCUACGACUCUGCCUCUAAGUUCUACGAGGAAGUUCCCUUUGAUGGGCUUUGGAUCGACAUGAAUGAGCCCUCAAAUUUUGUUGACGGCUCCCUCGAUGGAUGCAUCCCGGACAGUCAGCUGGACCACCCACCCUACAUGCCGCCAAUCCUCGGAGAUUUCCUCUACUCAAAGACUAUCUGUCCCUCUGCCCUGCAUGAAAACGGGACCCACUAUGACCUGCACAACCUCUACGGUUACAUGCAGGCCAAAGCGACACGGACAGUUCUCCAACGUCUAUUGCCUGGACAACGCCCGUUCGUACUCAGCCGGUCAACAUUUGCUGGAUCCGGCCGCUACACUUUCCAUUGGACGGGAGACAAUUCCGCAACCUGGGCUGACCUCGCUGCCUCCAUUCCGCAGAUGGUGAACUUCAAUAUUUUCGGAAUACCCAUGGUGGGCGCAGAUAUUUGCGGUUUCAUGGGAAACACCACGGAAGAGCUGUGCAUCCGGUGGAGUCAGCUGGGUGCUUUUUAUCCCUUCUCAAGGAAUCAUAAUGCCGCUGGUACUAAUGAUCAGGACCCGGCCAGCUGGAAGGGUGCGACUGUGGACAUUAUUCGGGGGGCUAUCGAGCUCCGCUAUCGUCUGCUACCCUAUCUGUACAGCCUGUUCUACAGGGCAAAACUGGACGGGAAGACUGUUGCGCGCGCUCUAGCCCUCGAAUACCCCCACGACCUGAGCUGUCAUUCGAUCGAUAAACAAUUUCUCUGGGGAUCCUGUCUCCUAAUUACGCCCGUCCUAACGAAGGGCGCAAGAAGCGUUUACGGCUACCUUCCGGAGGGUCAAUGGGUUGGGCUGAAUGAUCAUGUACGACACAAAAGCAAAGGCCAAUGGUUCUACUUUGAGGCGCCAUUGGAACAGAUUCCUCUUCAUGUUAAGGCAGGCUGUGUAUUGCCAAUGCAUUUGCCUGCACAGACGAUUAAUCAGGCACGCGAUAAGGGAAUUGGUGUUUUGGCUGUCCUGAGGGUGGAGGACAAUGGUUCUACGGCGACCAGAUAUACAGCCGUCGCGUGGGGAGAGCUCUUCUGGGAUGACGGCGUCACGGAGGAUCAGGCCUACACGCAUGUGACCUUCACCGUGGUACAAAGAACGUUAACCAUUCGGGCAAGAGUGGUUCAGUUGCAGCCUGGAGACAAGCUCUUGCACCCGGAGGUACCGCUGGCCUUCAUUAAGAUCGUGGGCAUAUCAAAGCCCCCAAAGACGGUAUUCUUCAACCGCCAACGCUGUGAAUUCUCCUAUGACGCCGCAACACGAUCACUGCUGGUGGCAGGUCGUCCAAAUGACCGCUUGACCAGCAGAACGCAGCUGUCCUGGACUUUUCGUUAA